UCCUCAGGACUCAAAUUCUGAAGCUUUUGCGAAGUUUUCAAAGCUUGAGCGCGUGAUACCACCGAAGAGGCGAAGCACAUGCCACUACUUUGCCCACGUCAUCGACCAUCAUCGAAAGCAACGCCACAGCGUCUUGAUCGGCAAGUACCCAGUCUCGCGUCGCCUUUGUUCCGUCAGGAAAUAUCAUCUUUCGACUGCGCUCCACAUUCACGUUCCACAAAAGAGUCGACGUUCUCUCACGAGAGAGUCUACCAUGUCUACAACAUAUCCACCGGACACCGCCCCUCCUUCGUAUGAAGCCGCCACAGGUUCCGCUUCAACACCAACACGCGUAUCUACGGACGGACCUGCCGAACAAACCGCCCGCAAUGGAAUACCACCGGAACGGCGUCGCUCUAUGGAAGACGAGAACCGCCCGCUGCCUCCUGGCUGGAUCCGACAAUUUGACCCUGUAGAGGGGCACCAGUUUUUCGUGGAUACAAAGGCGAAUCCCCCGCGAUCUAUAUGGGUCCAUCCGUACGAUGACCCGGAGUACUUGUCGACGUUGUCGCCCCAGGAGAGAAAACUGCAUGCUCGAAUGCACAGAAGCAUGACUCUCGAAGACCUCACUGCGGAGAGCUCCGACGACGAGACAGGAGACCACCAUCCCCGCCGCAAAGCCGCCGCUGGAUCCAGCAACGACCCUCAGCCAACCGGCAUCCACAAGUUCACUCGGAAAAUGAAAGACAAGCUCACGGGUACCACGCACGAACAGCGCGCCACUCACCGCAUCCAGCGCGAGGAGCAAGAACGUCGCGCUUACAUCGCGCACUUGCGGGCUCGCCAGGCCAUGGUACGCGCUCUAGAAACUGGACAGCCGCAGUUCCUGUGCAAAGAUGCUCAGGGACGCGACGUGUACAUCGAGCCGCCAAGCGGGCCCGCAAUCCCACGGGGCGCGUAUGGGUACAAUCCGUAUGCCCAGGGCCCGUAUGCGGAUCCCAACGCGCGGUUUGUAAGGCCGAUGGGGCCAUACGGCCGGCCGUAUGGUCGUGGCUAUGGCGGUGGUUUGGGGGCUCCAGUCGCGGCCGGGUUUCUGGGUGGUGCGGUGUUGGGCGGUCUCUUGUUCUAGGCUAUGUACAAGCGAUUGAACGGUGAAGGGAAUCCACCGGAGAAUGGACUCAGUGAGAGAUGAGUGAUGGGACGACGGGGAGCCAUGAAGAU
Molecule: messenger RNA, 1200 nt
Organism: Trematosphaeria pertusa
Lineage: Eukaryota; Fungi; Ascomycota; Dothideomycetes; Pleosporales; Trematosphaeriaceae
Exons: 2
Coding region: 254-1108 (284 amino acids)
Molecular function (GO): protein binding
Source: RefSeq, a predicted model, not a curated record